AUGGGCCGCAAACCCAAUGCGCUGAUACUCCAGUUUUUCGAGCGAGGUCCCAAGCUUGCCGACAACAGCAAUCGCUAUCCUCACACAUGCAAGUCUUGCGGGGAGAACUUUCCCAAGGGCCGCAUCGAUAGCUUGACGAACCACCUCACGCGAAAAUGUCCUGCCAUAUCCGAAAGCGACCGGGUUAGAGCCUGCCUGACAAUCCAUGGCUUCAACAAAGCUGCUGUCGAACAUACCAGAGCGUCUGUCGCCUCCACAGCCACCGCCGCUCGCCCGCCCGUCGACAUUCAGCAGGACCUAGACCUGGUGCAACGAGACUGGACUGCCCUCGAGACUCUGGCUGAGGUUUCCAGGCAGAUUGAUCUCAGUGAAAAGCACGACGAUCGCGGCAAUCCCGCAGGCGCAUCAAUACCGACAGAGACAGCGCUGCUGGGGCAAGAAAUCCACGAUCAGUUCUUGGCACAGAGCGCCCAUCUUGGCUAUAAGGAUGACCAUAGCCUGACGGUGCCCCCAGAUGCCACAGCACAAGAACAGGCAACCAUACCAGGAGCCACGUUACCAGCAGCUACAGAGGCCGUCAAGGAAGAACCGACCGCUGAGCAACAGCUCGAGGCACUUAUUCAGUCUGCAGAGCAAGAAUCGCACUCAGCCGCUUUGAGUGUUGCAGCAGCGGCUACAGCAAGGCUUAAUCCGUCCCUGCUGGAUCCACAACUCCGCGAAGAGGGAGCGCUCGCGGCUGUUUUACCCACCACAGAAGCCCGUCAGACAGAUGAAGCUCUUGAAACCGUCUCGACGGGCCCGAGUCAGCCAUGGGGCGAGCUCACACAGAGCGAUCUGCUUGCCACCGUCCCCUUGCGUGUACCAAGCCAGGCCGAUAACCCAUUGGUGCCCCAGCUGCUGCAUGGACCUAUCAAGGGUGGAUUCCGAAUGUCCAGCCCGAAUGGCGGAAAAGCUCGGCACUCGAGGGCCCGUUUCGACGCAACCAGACGCAAAGAAGUACAAGAGGUGCGCAAGAUUGGUGCCUGUAUCAGGUGUAGAAUCUUGAGGAAAACCUGCUCCAAAGGCCACCCGUGCGACACAUGCAGGAAAGUCCUCUCCCCCCGCAUCUGGAAGUCCGGCUGCGUGCGAACCAAGUUUUCAGAGCAGCUCGAUCUGUACUCUGCCGGAGUACAGAUAGUGCUUAACCAGCAGAGGCUCAAUGAUCUGAAAGCCCACGUCAAUUUCGCCAACCAAGGAACCACUCUUGAACUAUCCAUAUUCCCAGAGUGCAAUUUUCACAUUUCAGCCCAGGCUCUACAGAGCAUCGGUGCCAAGGAAAGGACACCAGAGGAGCCAGAGAGACCGUGGGUGAAGGAGGAGCUACUUCUCAUAGAUUCAGAAAAGGAAGACUUGCAGGGCAGUGUGGAGCUGUACAUGCGGCAAAUUCUCCACGAGUUUGUUGAAAGGGAAAAGUCACAGUUCGCCCGCGUGACUUUAGAUACGGCCAUCACACUUGGCCAUGAGACGCACGACGAGCUGCUGAAGAAAGCAAUCGAGCUUUGGGGUCUGGUGGAAAUGCUGGAUCGAGAAAGACAGUGGAACAUUACUGUCAAGUACGGCGGUCUCGAUGGUAGGACUAGAGAAAUCAAGGACUCGACGGAUCAGGACUGUUUUACGACCAUUUGUCUACAACUCACUGCCGCUGCCGAAAGGAAAGCGGCGCACACGAGCAAGCAGCUACUCCAGGGUAUGCAAAGAGUCUUGCAGGACAGCAAAACCAAGAUUGAUCACAACAUGUUCUUAACCACACUGAUUCUCCUCAACUGCGUGGAGAAGACGACUUGGGCUUUCAAAGCGUGGGAACAGGAUAGUCUCCAACCAAUGUGGCCACUUGAGAAGGCUCCUCACAAUUUCACUGGGCAAGGGUAUGUCUUGGCCGACCUCCUCAAGAUGCUGCUUGGCAUCCGCAAAGUGCUGCCCAGGACGUUUUGUCGCGAAUCCGAUGGAAUGCUUGCAACGCAUGAAGAAGAGCCAGUUCUCCAGGGGUAUUUUCACUGCCUGGAGCUCAAAUUCGCCGACCUUCAGGCUAAGCAAGAACAGCCCAUCUUCUCUCCCACAGACUCAAGGUCACUCGAACUCUUGUUUUGUUCCACUCUUCUUCUGCCUGCUGCAGAGUAA
Messenger RNA from Pyricularia pennisetigena, 2157 nucleotides. RefSeq lists its product as uncharacterized. The record is from RefSeq and is a predicted model, not a curated record. Gene Ontology annotation, biological process: regulation of DNA-templated transcription. The coding region runs from base 1 to 2157 and encodes 718 amino acids. Gene Ontology annotation, molecular function: DNA-binding transcription factor activity, RNA polymerase II-specific; zinc ion binding. NCBI's taxonomy places the organism in Eukaryota, Fungi, Ascomycota, Sordariomycetes, Magnaporthales, Pyriculariaceae. The transcript has 3 exons.